Symbiodinium necroappetens is the source of this 858-nucleotide messenger RNA. Lineage: Eukaryota; Dinophyceae; Suessiales; Symbiodiniaceae. The record is from the annotation of a GenBank genome assembly.
AUGGCCCUGCCAGUUCCGGAGCCUCAAAUGUCGCGAAGGUACUUUGGGUCCAAGAGGUGCUCUCGAGUUCCACCCUGGUCAGGGGUUGGAAGUGGUUGGCUAAUGUCAGUUUCGGUUCAAAGAGCUCUGGAAGAUCUUCGAGUGGUAAGUUUGGAAGUGCUUCCGACAGUGCCACGGCGGCACCUCCCACUUCUUGAUGCGCAGGCCAUUCGGGUGGUGCAAGGGCUUCAGCAACUAUGUCGCGGGAUACUACUAGCGGCAUAUGCGAGCUUCUCUGACUUGCACUGUACAGCAAUGGCAAAGAUCAGGAAAGAAGUCCUGAGCCAUUUGGCUGAUGCAGAGGCUUGCCUGGUGGAAAAGGCUACAGUUUCUGGCCAACAGCUUCGGACGCUUCAAUUUGCUGAAGAGUUUGAGGAUCUCGAGCUCUUCAUCAAGCUGGCAGCCAAUGCAGAUGUCAAGCGUCUGGAUGAGCAGAUGGCGGCGUCAGAGAAGUUCAGGCCACAUGCUUUCGUCUACUGUUUGCAGCAGCCGCGCCUGCAUCCUCUGUUCUUUCGACUGCUGCGCCUUUUCCCACCAUCAAGCGAGGCGCUGGAGGAGCUGCUCUCUCCGUACCCGGAGCUGCGAUGGACUCUUGAGUUGAGCGGACUUGCAGAGGCAUCGAAGAGCCGCUGGCCUGUGGCGGCUCAUUCGGUGAAGCAGAUGGCCGAAAAGGCUGCUGCGAACGAGAGGCUAGAUGCGACCAGACGGAAGGUGAUGGCAGCUGUAGCUUCCAUAGCGGCUGCUGCCACACAGAUGCAGGAGACCCCGGCCGCCCUCGCCGCCUUCAGACACGAUGCUCUGGGGCAGACCUGCAGUUGA